UCUUAUUCAGUUCAGUUCAGUUCAGUCGUUCGGGGUUUAGUCAUCAACACAAGUUACUAAGUGAGUAGUGUUUUGUUGUUGUUAGAUAACUGUCUUUUCAAAUUUUAUUGCUAUUAACAUCUCAGAAAGUUUUUAUAUUUUUAAAUAUCAGGAUUAAUUAUCCUAAAGAGCGUGUUUGUUGUUGGGAUUUGUAUAAAAUGUAUAAUUGGGAUUUAUAACAAGUCACUGCAUAGUUUCUGUUUUGUAUUACAACAAAUAGCCUAAUACAUCAACUAGAAUUUACUUGUAACCAUGUCAGAGUAUGAUGAGAUCGUGAAAGGUCCAUUGAAGUUAAAAUCUGGUGGUGUACAGAAAAGUAAAAAGAAAAAUAAGCACAACAAAAAACUGUUAGAGCAAGUGUCUAAUGAUGCGGAAUCAGCCAAGGAAGACAAAGUUGAAGUGACAGCAACCAAAGCAGAAAUAGCUUUUCAAAAAAUGCAAGAAAAGAUGCAAAAGGAAAGAAUUUUACAGAAAGCCUCUAUGACUCACAAACAAAGAGUGGAAGAAUUCAACAGACAUCUGGAUAGCCUCACUGAACACUUUGAUAUUCCUAAAGUCAGCUGGACAAAAUAAAAGUUUAUUUUUAUAUUUUGGACUUUUUUAAUCAGCCAAAAAUUAUUAAGAAAUUUUGUGAUUAUGUAUUCUAAUAGACUAUAAACUUUAUUGUGACUAUAAACACAGAGGUGUGGGAUGACAACAGUGUUUACUCAGAUAAAACAUACGUGGCUCAAAAUGGAAUUAAGAGAGCCAAAAAGAAAACGAGUUGGAAACCACAUCAAACCUCAGCAACCAUUUCCAAUUCUGAUAGAAAGUGAAAGUGGAAUUCCAGCUGACAGUGACUUGUGGCCGGUUUAUAUUGGCAAUUUCACCGGCGACUGUGUUAUUAUAUGUAAUCCAGAGGAAAUGAAGUCUUUAUAUACUAUGGGAUUCUUCGGUAAAGGCUCAUUGUCAAGAGGGUAUCCUUCAUUUGGACUAAUAAAGAAAGGAAUCCCACCAAUCAUAAAGGAAAGGCAAUGGCAAAGACGAAAAUCCUGGAUUGAUAAAAUGAAGAAAAACUUAAGUGACACAUUUAAACAAGUGAACGACAUAACGAAUACCUCUGGUGACGUAUAUGAGGGAGAAAAAAGUGGUGAACAAAUCAAACUUGGCACAAAUGAUGUGUCUCCCAUGGAUGUUGAUAGCACCAUUAGUGAAAGUUGUGUUGUUAAAGAGUGUGAUGUACAAAACAGUGAUUCAGAUGUAAAAGAUAGUGACAUUCCUGAUAGUGAUGCACACCCAGAUAAAUUGAAAGACAUGAAAGUAAGAGAUUGUGAAGUGACG
Homalodisca vitripennis (glassy-winged sharpshooter) is the source of this 1359-nucleotide messenger RNA. RefSeq names its product protein FAM32A-like. Gene Ontology annotation, cellular component: nucleolus. The record is from RefSeq and is a predicted model, not a curated record. NCBI's taxonomy places the organism in Eukaryota, Metazoa, Arthropoda, Insecta, Hemiptera, Cicadellidae. The transcript is spliced from 3 exons. The coding region runs from base 292 to 612 and encodes 106 amino acids.